This is a messenger RNA of Bombina bombina (fire-bellied toad), 4613 nucleotides long. RefSeq names its product aldehyde oxidase-like. Gene Ontology annotation, molecular function: iron-sulfur cluster binding; NAD binding; FAD binding. Lineage: Eukaryota; Metazoa; Chordata; Amphibia; Anura; Bombinatoridae. The record is from RefSeq and is a predicted model, not a curated record.
UUCUACUCACGGGCACUAAAUAUGGAUGUGGAGGGAGGGUGGAUGCGGUGCCUGUACAGUGAUGGUGUCUACCAUUCAUCCAAUCUCCAAGAAGAUCUUACAUUACUCUGCCAAUGCAUGUCUACUGCCUAUCUGCUCAUUGCAUGGGGCAGCUGUUACCACAGUAGAGGGGAUUGGAAGCACCAGCACAAGAUUGCACCCAGUGCAGGAGAGGAUUGCAAAAGCCCACGGCUCUCAGUGUGGGUUCUGCACACCUGGUAUGGUGAUGUCCAUGUAUUCCUUACUGAGGAACCACCCAGAGCCCACCGUGGAGCAGAUAUAUGAGGCCCUUGGAGGUAAUCUGUGCCGCUGCACUGGAUAUAGACCGAUAAUAGAUGGUUGCAAGACAUUCUGCAAUAAAACAGACUGUUGUCAAUUGAAGGAAAAUGGUCAGUGCUGUAUGAAUGGACUUGACAAGCUUCAACCUUCUAGUGAAGGAGAAAAUAUUUGCACAGGACUGUUUAAUGAAGAACGUUUCCUACCCCUUGAUCCAACACAAGAUCAAUUUCCACCUGAAUUAAUUUUGAUGGAAGGUGACCAUAUAAAGGAGCUUAUAUUUCAAGGAGAGCGUAUGAAAUGGAUAACACCUUCCAACUUCCAGGAAUUACUGCAGUUGAAAGCUAAAUAUCCCAAGGCCCCACUUGUAGUAGGAAACACUACAGUAGGUCCUGAAAUGAAAUUUCGAGGUGUUUAUCACCCAGUGAUUAUUUACCCUGCAAGAAUUUUGGAUCUUAAUUUUGUUACAGAGAAUGAGAGUGGAAUCACAGUUGGGGCAGCCUGCAGCCUAUCUGAACUUAAAGAAACACUUCAGGAAGCUGUGUCUCGCCUGUCUGAGGAGAAAACCAAACUGUACCGGGCCCUUCUGCAACAGCUGAGAACCCUUGGAGGACCACAGAUAAGGAACACAGCUUCACUAGGAGGGAACAUUAUAAGUCGAUCACCAACAUCAGAUCUGAAUCCAGUUCUGGCUGCAGGGAGCUGCAUCCUUAAUCUUGCAUCAACAGAGGGAAAUCGUCACAUUUCUUUGGAUGAGUCGUACUUUCUUGGAACUGGAAUCUCACUCCUUAAACCUGAAGAGAUCCUGGUAUCUGUUCAUAUACCUUAUUCUAAGAAGGGAGACUAUGUGUCAGCAUUCAGACAGGCCCAGAGACAUGAAAACGCAUUACCCAUUGUCACGGCUGGCAUGAAAGUCCAGUUUAAUGAAGACUCUGACAUCAUUCAAGAUAUUCACAUUUUCUAUGGAGGGAUUGGAGCAACCACUGUCUGUGCAGAGAAAACCUGUCAGAAGCUAAUUACUAAGCACUGGGAUGAGGAAAUGCUAAGUGAAGCCUGCACACUUGUUCUUGAAGAGGUUUCUCUGCCACCCUCAGCUCCUGGUGGCAUGGUUGAAUAUAGAAGGUCUCUGACUCUCAGUUUUCUCUUCAAAUUUUACCUGGAAGUCCUGCAGACAAUCAAACCAAUGGACCCAAAUCAUCCAGACAACAGUGCCCUGUGUGACUUCCAAGCUCUGUCUUCUGACAACAUCCAAACCUUUGAGGAUUUAACUCAACACCAACCUUCCCAUGAUCCUGUUGGCCGACCCAUCAUUCAUCAGUCUGGCCUCAAACAUGCAACUGGGGAAGCUGUAUACUGUGAUGAUAUGCCCGCUCUAGAUGGGGAACUUUAUGUUAGAUUUGUCACCAGCUCAAGAGCUCAUGCGAAAAUUGUUUCAAUAGAUGUCUCUGAAGCCCUAGCACAGCCAGGUGUUGCGGAUGUCAUACAAGUGGAAGAUAUUCCUGGAGCUCCUCAGUGUAUGCAGGAAGGAGGAGAGGAGCAACUGCUAGCACGGGGAAAGGUGCUUGGCAUGGGUCAGCUUAUCUGCGCAGUACUUGCUGGUACACCCGCUUGUGCAAAAAAGGCAGCUGCCAAAGUGAAAGUGAUCUACGAGAACCUGGAACCAGUAAUUCUAACCAUUGAGGAUGCAAUUAGCCACAACUCCUUCUAUAAGCCACAGAGGAUGCUGGAGCAAGGGAAUAUAGAGGAAGCAUUUAAGUCAGCUGACCAGAUUCAUGAAGGUCAGAUCCACAUUGGAGGGCAGGAGCAUUUCUACAUGGAAACUCAGAGCAUCCGCGCUGUGCCCAAAGGAGAGGAUGGAGAGAUGGACUUGUACGUUUCCACUCAGGACCCAACAUAUACACAGGAACUUGUGAGUGCAGUUCUAAAUGUCCCAUCCAAUAGGAUUACAUGCCACGUAAAGAGAGUUGGAGGGGCUUUUGGGGGGAAAGUGACAAAAACAGCUUCACUUGCAGCAAUCACAGCAGUAGCAGCAAAAAAGACCAAGCGACCUGUCCGCUGUGUUCUUGAGCGGGGAGAUGAUAUGUUAAUUACAGGAGGACGACACCCAUAUCUUGGGAAAUAUAAAGUUGGGUUCAUGAAUGAUGGAAAGGUGGUAGCUGCAGAUGUGUCCUUUUACAGUAAUGCUGGUUGUACCCCUAAUGACUCUGUCUUGGUGGUGGAGGUUGGGCUGAUGAACAUGGAUAAUGCCUACAGGCUGCCCAACCUGAGAUUCACAGGAACAGCCUGCAAGACAAACCUACCAUCCAAUACAGCCUUCCGAGGGUUCGGGUAUCCACAAGCUGCAUUGGUGACCGAGACCUGGAUGAGUGAAAUAGCCAUAAAAUGUGGUGUGGCCCCAGAGAAGGUCCGAGAGAUGAAUCUUCACAAGGGUAUUAGCAGAACCCACUACAAUCAAGAAAUGGAUGCCAGGACUUUGGUGAAAUGCUGGCAUGAGUGUUUGGAGAAAUCUUCAUACCACAGCAGAAGAUGUGCCAUUGAGGAAUUUAAUAAAACAAGUUACUGGAAGAAGAAGGGCCUAGCUAUUAUCCCCAUGAAAUUUCCAAUUGGGUCACUGGCUAAAUUCUUUGGGCAGGCAGCUGCACUGGUUCACAUCUACAAAGACGGAUCUGUGCUUGUGAAUCACGGGGGAGUGGAGAUGGGGCAAGGAGUUCACACUAGGAUUAUGCAGAUUGCCAGUCGUGAACUACAGAUCCCGUUGUCAUACAUACACAUCUGUGAGACCAGCACAAGUCAUGUCCCAAACACUUUGGUGUCUGGGGGCUCCAUGGGAACAGAUGUCAACGGCAUGGCAGUGCAGAGUGCCUGUCAGACUCUCAUGCAACGCCUUGAUCCAAUUAAAAAGAAAAAUCCAAAAGGCUCCUGGACAGACUGGGUCAAUGAAGCCUUUUUGGAGUCAAUCAGCCUCUCUGCCACAGGUUUCUUCAGGGGAUAUGGUGGAGAAAUGAACUGGGAGACACGUGAGGGCAACCCAACCAAAUACUUUGUUUAUGGAGUUGCUUGUUCUGAGGUGGAGAUUGACUGUUUAACUGGGGAUCACAAGAACCUUAGAACUGACAUUGUCAUAGAUGCCGGAUGCAGUAUUAACCCAGCUGUGGACAUCGGGCAGAUUGAGGGAUCUUUUGUUCAAGGCCUGGGGUUAUUCACAAUGGAGGAGCUCAAAUUCUCUCCCCAAGGAGUGCUUUAUACUCGUGGUCCUGCCCAGUAUAAAAUCCCUGCUGCUUGUGAUGUUCCUGAGCAGUUCCAUGUCUCUCUGUUAACUUCAUCUCCAAAUCCACAUGCUAUAUAUUCUUCCAAGGGUAUUGGGGAACCGGCUUUGUUUCUUGGCUCAUCAAUAUAUUUUGCAAUAAAAGAUGCUGUGGCUUAUGCCAGAAAAGAGAGAGGAUUGCCUGAUCUUUUUACCCUAAACAGUCCUGCAACCCCAGAGCGGGUUAGGAUGGCAUGUGGGGACCGAUUCACUAACAUGAUCCCAAAAGAUGUUCCAGGAUCCUAUGUUCCAUGGGCCAUCAACAUAUGAACAGAUAUAGCUUUUCAGUCUUGAAAGCACAUUAUUUACUGGGAGAUGUCUUUUGAUGUUUUGCAAUUACCUCUUGAUUCAUUAAUGUCUGAUUAUAACAGAAAUUUAUAAGUUUUAGAUUUAGACCAUAAUUAUAAGGUGAUAGAGAAUAUAGCUGAUGUAUAUACAAAAAUUGGAUGUAUUUAGUUAUAAUCAUUUUCUAGAUAUUUCUAGAAUCACAGCUUCACUUACACACAACACCCUCCUCCCAAGACAAACAGGAUUACUUUAGAGACCAUCCUGGAAUCAUUUGAUGAUCAUCAAACUACUUUAGAAGUCAUUUGCACAUCAUCAGACAUCAUCAGGCUUGUAAAGUCAUCAGCUAAGGUAAAAAAAAAUCUGGGUGAUGACUUUAGAAUGAAAACCAGAUUACUUCACAAGCAGGAACAGCCAGUGAAUGCCUCUAGAGUCAUCUCAUUUAAAUAUUUUGGCCUGUGGGCAUACUUUAGGAUGGAUUCUGAUGUCUAGUCUGGAUUCAUCUAUUACUUCAGAAUGACUCCAGGAAGAUCAUCCUUUUUGACUCAUUUUCGUAUGUGUUUUAGUACCAGGCUAUGUUUAGCUAUGGCUACAUCUUAAUGUUUUUAUGUCUUACGUCACAAAAACAGAAUUUAUGCUUACCUGAUAAAUUUCUUUCUCUUACGGUGUAUCCAGUCCACUGAUUUAUCCUUACUUGUAGGAUAUUCUC